AUUUCUCCAGAUAAUUUCAACCAAAUACUAUUUUUAAUGGUUCUUUUCAGUUAUUUUGAUUCCUUUUGUAUCAUUAAGAAUAUAUUUUCUUUUUCUGCUUUAUCUUCAGUGCUUUUUUUUUAAAAAAAAUCCUUGAUGUAUUGUGUCAAGGUAUUAAUUUAAUAGCUAAACAGCUUAUGUAAUGAUGUAAUGUAACAUAAGUGGAUGAUGCGAUGCUAGGAAUGACUCAGCAGGAGUCUGUAUCCCUUUAAGAGCCUGAGUAUAAAAGGGAAGGCUUUGCUGGAGGUCUCUCCUUGUUUCCUGCUGGGUGUUGGAGUUUGCUGUAUUACCAUGUUGUUUGUCAGGUUCAACUCCAGCCAUGGUUUCCCAGUGGAGGUUGAUUCGGAUACCAGCAUCUUCCAGCUCAAGGAGGCGGUUGCUAAGCGACAGGGAGUUCCAGCUGACCAGUUACGUGUGAUUUUUGCAGGCAAGGAGCUCAGGAAUGACUUGACACUGAAGAAAUUCAAAUCACUCCCAUUGAACUGUGAUCUACCCCAGCAAAGUAUUGUUCAUAUUGUUCAGAAUCGGCAGAAGAGUGAGAAUGAAAAUCCCAGGCUCCUCCUAUCAAGCAAUGGAAGAGAAUCCACAAGUCUCACUCGUGUGGAUCUUAGUACCAACCUUUUACCUUCUGACUCAUUGGGACUUGCUGUGAUUUUGGACAACAGAAUUCCUAUUCCACCUAAUAAUUCAGAAGUUAAAUACAGCAGUUUUUAUGUUUUCUGCAAAAGCUUCUGCCAAGCUGUGAAACCUGGGAAACUCCGGGUUCGUUGCAAAACAUGCAAACAAGGGACACUGACUUUGGCACGGGAUCCAUCUUGCUGGGAAGAUGUUUUGAUUCCAAACAGCAUCCUUGGUGUUUGUCAUUACCAAAACUGCAGUGGAGAAAUAGCGGAAUUCUACUUUAAAUGUGGAGCACACCCAACCUCUGACAGUGAGACAUCUGUGCCGCUGAACCUCAUUACAACAAAUACUCGGUACAUCUCAUGUAUAACCUGUACAGAUGUUAGGAGUCCUGUGUUAGUCUUCCCAUGCAUUCAUCACCACGUCAUUUGCCUGGAUUGUUUUCAUCUCUACUGUGUAACCAUGUUGAACAAUCGCCAGUUUGUCCAUGAUCCUAUCUUUGGAUAUUCAUUGCCAUGUGUGGGUAAGUUGCUCACUAGUGCUUUUUUAUUAGUUUGUAAAGUAAUAAAAAUACUUCAUAAAUUACUUUGCAAACAGUGGAAGGAAAUUACUGACUUAAAAAACAAAUACUCGUCUAUCAUGUAUUGAAGAUAAAUUAAUAGUUUUGAAUAAUGUUUUCUCUUAGUAUUUUCUGCUGUUCUUUGCCAUAUUGGAAUUCAGUCAUGAAGGGUGUUUUUUUAUAAGUACAUAUCUACAUGGUUUGGUCUAAAAUUUCAUCAUCAAAAAGUGUUAAAUUGUAAUAUCUUAAAAGUGCUAGACAUGGAAUUAGAGAGAGAAAUGAUAAAUGAUUCCACUUUUCUUGUUCUGAGUCAGCUACAGGAAGCUAAACUUCAUUCAAUAACUUCAUCUUUCCUAGUUAAUUCAGUUCUGAAUUAAAUUCAGCUUAAUAAUCCAAAACAUUUUUUGAUUAAAACAUCUCUUCUGAUUAACUAAGUUUUAAAAAAUGAAGGUACAUGCAAUCAAAAAUCCACAGUUGAGAGAAAAACUUUUCUGAUGAGGCAACAAAGAAAAAAAGAAGACAAAAUGUAAUCCUCUUUAAAGCUGCAAAGUUGCUUAUUUUCUGAAAUAGAUUUAUAGAGAAAAGAAACGUUCUCUUGAUUUUUAAAUGUGGCCCAAAGUGCAUUGUUUUACAUAUGGUAUUAAUAGUCAUGAAAUCAUUUCCUAGAAUUAUAACUUCGCUAGUUCUAAGAGUUCCUUUAUUUAAUUGUUUUGCAUUAAAGCUACAUGUACUUCAGUUCAAGUAAAGUCCUUGAAUAUUGUGUCAGUAAGGUUUGUCCAGAACAUGAUGAAGGUGAUUAUCUUUCAGUAGUCUUCAGGCAUUCAAAAACCUUCACGCUACAGGAGAAAAUGUAGUUUUCCCAUUCACACUGUUUAGUUUGCUUAAAUGUGCAAAUUAGCACUGUUGAUUCUGUUGUUGUUUUGACAAAUUUAUGAAGCAUAAUGAUCAUAGACGGCAGUUUUCAUUAACAUUUGACUUUCUGCUUCUGAAAUUAUCUAGGGAUUGUACUGCUGAAAUUAAAGAACACAAACACACACACAACAAAGCUUUGAUUAUAUCAUUCUGAAGGUCAAAACAAAUGCAUCAUACUUUAUUGGAUGGUUUUAACUGUAUUUAGGGAUAAAUAAGAUGUACAUUUGGUUUUUGUUUUAAUAAUUGUUUAUCCACUUUCAAUUUUUUAAAUAUUGAUGCAUACUCGUAUAUGAAAUCACCAUUUUAUAUAAUUUAAAAAGGGCCCAAAAUUAUGCAUAUUAAAAUGUAAGAAAGCUAUUGCAAAGAAUGGAGAAGUUAGAAAAUGUAGUAGAACUCAACAGAUUCAUCUGCAUGUCAUCAAAGAUGCAGAGUCAUUUAAGGGACUAAUAUAUUCCAUACUAAUAGAAUUCAACAAAAGGAUUCUUACACAUAAAAGAGAUAUAGAAGGUGAACAUUCAUUUGAUUUUCAUCAAUAUAUAAUGUUGAACCUGCCCCCUCUGUAAUUGCUGACUGUAUGUUCCUGCCUAUUUUUCCU
Messenger RNA from Crotalus tigris (Tiger rattlesnake), 2726 nucleotides. RefSeq names its product E3 ubiquitin-protein ligase parkin-like. NCBI's taxonomy places the organism in Eukaryota, Metazoa, Chordata, Lepidosauria, Squamata, Viperidae. Gene Ontology annotation, cellular component: cytosol; mitochondrion. Gene Ontology annotation, biological process: ubiquitin-dependent protein catabolic process. The transcript has 8 exons. Gene Ontology annotation, molecular function: ubiquitin-protein transferase activity; polyubiquitin modification-dependent protein binding. The record is from RefSeq and is a predicted model, not a curated record. The coding region runs from base 331 to 1308 and encodes 325 amino acids.